Pectinophora gossypiella (pink bollworm) is the source of this 6457-nucleotide messenger RNA. RefSeq names its product kinesin-like protein Klp10A (gene Klp10A). Gene Ontology annotation, biological process: microtubule-based movement. The transcript is spliced from 15 exons. Gene Ontology annotation, molecular function: ATP binding; microtubule binding; microtubule motor activity. The record is from RefSeq and is a predicted model, not a curated record. The coding region runs from base 373 to 2562 and encodes 729 amino acids. Lineage: Eukaryota; Metazoa; Arthropoda; Insecta; Lepidoptera; Gelechiidae.
GCAAUUUUCGACGCAUUGGUGUUCAGACUGAUAAUUUUUUGGAAUUUCAUGUUAUAACCGAAAUAAUUUGAAACAUUUGUGGUUUAUUCAAUUUAUAGUUUCGUUAUUUUCAACAAUUUUCAAAUCAAUUACGUUAGCUAGGAAUUGGAAAUUAAAGUGAUUGAUUUGACUGUUGUAGUGAAACAAAUUUCAAACGUUCCAGUCUGAAGUGUGUAGCUAGCUCGAUAUAACUGUCAAUCUGGGUGUAGAAAUUUAUUUGUAAUUUUCACCGGUUCUCAUGUGUAAUUUCCUAAAGUGUUAGACUAUUUUCGAACCUAGGUUCGUUGCGAAAUAAUGUUCUAUAGUGUACAUGGUGCAUAAAUCUGUGCGAAAAUGGAUGACGGCUCGAUAAAGAUUCAGUCCGGGAUCAACAUCAACAUAAAAAGAACAGAUGGACGAAUUCACUCGGCUAUCGUGUCCGGGGUCAACUUGGAGACCCGGUCGGUCACGGUGGAGUGGUAUGAGCGCGGCGAGACGAAAGGCAAGGAGGUGGAGAUAGAUGCCAUCCUCGCGCUGAACCCGGAACUGGCGCCGCGACACCACACCUCGCACCUGCAGCCCAUGCCCAACAAACUCGCGAGGGAUAUGACGCGGCAGUCCAUUCCGGUGGCUACGAAAGGGUCUCACUUCGUAGCGGCGCCGUCGUCGCGGGUGACGCGCAACAACCAGAUGCGCGUGUCGAACGCGGGCGGGUACACCAACGGGCACGGGGGCGACACCACGGGGCGUCGCGGGGCUGAGAAUGUGCCGCCGCCGCAGCAGCCAGCGCCCAACUCCAGGGUCACGCAACAGUUCACCAAUGUGCCAGUGGGCGGCGGCGGUGGUGGCGGUGGAAGACCAGCAGGAGUCUCCAGUACAGCAUCAGUACCUCACGCCGUAGCCUCGGGAGCCGUCAGACGGUCCAAUGUCGUAAAAGAGGUGGAACGACUGAAGGAGAACCGAGAGAAGCGGCGGCAGCGGCAGGCUGAGCUGAAGGAAGAAAAGGAAGCCCUAAUGAACAUGGACCCGGGGAACCCGAACUGGGAGUUCCUGGCGAUGAUCCGCGAGUACCAGAACAGCAUCGAGUUCCGGCCGCUGACGGGCAAUGAGCCCGUCGAGGACCACCAGAUCACCGUCUGCGUGCGCAAGAGGCCGCUCAACAAGAAGGAGAAUGCUAAGAAAGAGGUGGACGUGAUCAGCGUGCCGACCAAGGACCAGAUGAUCGUGCACGAGCCCAAGAACAAGGUGGACCUCACCAAAUACCUGGAGAACCAGAAGUUCCGCUUUGACUACGCCUUCGACGACUCCUGCACCAAUGAAAUUGUUUAUAAAUACACGGCCAAGCCGCUGGUGCAGACGAUAUUCGAGGGCGGCAUGGCGACCUGCUUCGCGUACGGACAGACCGGCUCCGGGAAGACGCAUACUAUGGGCGGAGACUUCCAGGGCAAGACGCAGGACUGCAAGAAGGGCAUCUACGCCAUGGCGGCGCGUGACGUGUUCGCGUACCUCAAGUCGCCCAAGUACAAGCCGCUAAACCUCAUCGUGUCCGCCUCCUUCUUCGAGAUCUACUCCGGAAAGGUGUUCGACCUCCUAGCGGACAAGGCGAAGCUGCGCGUGUUGGAGGAUGGCAAGCAGCAGGUGCAGAUAGUGGGGCUGACGGAGAAGGUGGUGGACAACGUGGACGAGGUGCUCAAGCUGAUACAGCACGGGAACGCCGCCAGGACCUCCGGACAGACGUCGGCGAACUCGAACUCGUCCCGGUCGCACGCCGUGUUCCAGAUCGUGGUCCGCUCGCCCGGCAUGCACCGCGUGCACGGCAAGUUCUCCCUCAUCGACCUCGCCGGCAACGAGCGGGGCGCCGACACCUCCUCCGCCAACAGGCAGACGAGAAUGGAGAGCGCAGAGAUCAACAAGUCCCUGCUCGCCCUCAAGGAGUGCAUCCGCGCCCUCGGCAUGAAGGGCAACAACCACCUGCCGUUCAGGGUGUCCAAGCUGACGCAGGUGCUGAGGGACAGCUUCAUCGGGGACAAGUCGCGUACCUGCAUGAUCGCUAUGAUAUCGCCCGCCAUGUCCUCGUGUGAACACAGUCUCAACACCCUGCGAUAUGCAGACAGGGUGAAGGAGCUGGGCGCCACGGAGUGCACGCGCGCCCGCGCCGACUCGCCGCUGGCCGACGUGGACAUGGAGCCCGCCCGGGACGACCUGGCGCAGCUGCGCUCGCUCAACGAGGGCGACAUGUCAGCGGAGAUGUACACGUUCCACGAGGCCAUCGACGAGCUGCAGCGCGCCGAGGAGGAGGUGCUGGACAACCACAAGGCCAUCUCGGACUAUCUGCAGCAUGCGCUGGCCCGCGCUAACCAGCUGCUGGCGCUCACCAGGGACGUGGACUAUGACCAGGACGCAUACGCGACGCAAUGGGAGGAACUGCUCAACGAGCAACUCGCCGUCCUCAACCAGUCACGGGAUUUGGUCGCGGAGUUCAGAGCGAAGAUGCAGCAGGAAGAACACAUCUCACGACGCAUCCAGCCGCCCAGGCACCACUAGCCGACCACCGAGGAGGUAUACAGCGUCAAUGUCGCCUGUCUUACUCAGAUAUAGCAAUUAUUUCAUACGUCAUAUCCUCUUUGGUUAGUUUCACCUCGCGGCCUUUUUUAAUGCGUUGGCAGAAAAUUACCUUGAUGUCCGUAGACGCAUCGAGAUUUGAAACUGUUAAAAAGUUGUUGAUUAUUUAAAAUUCGAACGCGUUAGAAAUCGCCUCGUGUAAAAACUGUUUUUACUAAGUUGUCUACGAAAUAGAGCGUAUUCGAAGUUUGUAAGUCUGUCACAGGCAAACACAUCUGUUAUGUUUUCAGCAUUUUGCAGUUUGCUCUCAAGAUUUUUUACUUAACACAAAGCAAAAUAUUGUUAUAGAAUUUUGCCAAAAGAGGAUCAGCUCAAAAGAGAAACUGAAGUGAAUAGACAUUAACUAAUUAUGUCGAAUUUAUAUCGAAUCUCCUGUUGUUCUUGUCGCUCUCUAAGCGACAACUUUACUUUAAAAAAACGAUCUCGGUUGUAUUGGUUUAUUUAGAAUAGUGGACGUACAUUGACGCUGCGUACUUACCACGAACGUAUUGUCUCGGCAGCCUUAUUUCAAAGAUGGCGGAUUACAAAUGGCCGACAACUGUCAAAUCGCAACUCUAAACAAACGUACCAGUGCAAAAUCAGCGUAAAAUCAUUUUUCAAAUAUAAAUACAAUAGUCGCCAAGCGUAAUUAUAGUAGCUGGUCUACUCUCUUUCCGCUGUUCAAAAUUCAACGGCCGAAGUUGUGGCCGACUUUGUUAAUCCUAGCGUGUAUACAAACGAGAAACUGUGCCGUCGUGUUGUUAUGGAAAUGAUAGACUGUUUAUAGUAGGAGUGUUAGAAGCACAAACGCUCGACAGCGGCGGGCAUCGGCCGUGUGCAUGUCUGUGGCGUCAGCCUGUAUCCCGUGGCCUUAUGGCGAAAUCUACGUAAGCGCAUUUAAAAAAUCACAUUCCGAUGUGAUUUUGUUCAUCAAAACUUCAAAACUCACGCUAGAUUCACUCUAGGUAAAAAUUGAUUUUUUUACCAAGAUUGAAAAUAGCGUGCUAUUGCAAGUUUUUGUUGAAGGAAAUCGUCCAGAAUGUGAUUUUUCAAAAUUACACUUACGAGGUUUGUUGAUGGUACAUUCGUUGUAUGUAGCGAAUGUUUCUACAUCUCUGGUCCUAUUAUUGAAUCGUUCGUUUUGAAUUCGCGCGCGGAUGUAUAUACCCAUUUCACGUAGGAUAUCAGAAUUUGUCAUUUGCAAGAUGAGACAGGUAUAUUUUCGCACGCGGUUAGGGACGAACGUUUCAAAAUUCGAGCCCUUGAAGCAAUAAGUGGGUGGCGCCCUGCGCAGCGCUCGCGGCCGCCGCGCACGAGCGUACAUCCGUGUAAUAUAAUGUCAACGCAGAUGCGGUGCGACACGUUAAUUUAUAUAGUCGUUUUCUUUUUCAUUUAACAUAAGUGACGUUUUUACUUCGAUGCAUUUAACUCUGCUAAAGGCCUACUUAUAAAAUUGUAGAUAUUUUUAUUGAAAUUGAGGGAGAUUGGGAAAGUACAAAGCGAUACUGCAGUGACACAGUAUCCGGUGUGACAUGACAAUUUAGGUUCACAUACCUUACUAGUGUGAAAUACUCGUUACGUUGUCAUGCUUUCGAUUUCAGCCGGCCUAGGUUUUUAUUUGCUAAAUUGCCAUAAUUAUUAGAAUGUGCUACGUUCGAUCCCGUAGUACACAUCUAUCGCUUCGCUAUCGUUAUGAAAUAAUGAUAAACAAUUUUGCGUCUAUUAUAAACUUGCGAGAUUCCUUUCCAUUCCAUUUGUUGAGAUUAGGCUUUUCCAAGUAUGGUGCUAGCCAAUAUAAGCCUCGUGUUACGUUUUGAGUGUUUAUCAAACGAUUUGUCGACUUAUUAUUGUGUGGAUGGACACAGUAUGAUGUCAAACUAUUAUCAUGGUUGUAAACAUAGUUAUACAGAUAAAUUAACAUCCUAAUUACUGUACUUUUGGUGUAACUUGUGCUAUCGAUGUGUAGUUUAGUUUUGAGUAUUUAUCAUUCACGGAAGGGACGUGACGGCUACGACUGCAUAGAAACACAUCUGUAAAUGUUGGGAGUACGGGAAUGGAGUACGACAACCGGCAGCUGCAGUUGAUAACAUUUGCAAUGCAAGACGUGACUUCAGUACUUGCCACUUAUCGAGAGCUAAGCUCCAGAAUUCUGUAAAGUAACACAAAUAUGAAUCGGUGUGAUAAAUUUCUAUACGCAGACCCCUGUCACCAAUCAUUUGGGCCAGUCUGAACACUAUUUAUCAUAAAAAUCGUAAAAUUAUUUUUUUUAUAUUUAAAAAAAUAGUAAAACUACUUAAAAGACUAACUAUGAUUGUAAGGUUCUCCAGUCAUUUAUUUUCCGUUUUGUAUAAUUUAUUACGUUGUGAUAAUGGUAAUGUUAUAAUUUUGAAAUGGCUCGGUAACUUCGAAUUAGUUUUUGCUAAGCUACGCACCAAAACGCGUUAUGAGCUCAUUUUACGUUUUUCGAUAAACUAGUGCUGUUGUAAAUCGUUUUUGGUCGGAGAUAAUAGUUAUUUGUGAUGCAGAAGUUACCUCUAACUUAUACGGAUGAUGGUCACGAUUCCGGCACCUAAAUUUUAACUUAAUUUGACAGCAUUGAUGCUCACUUCAGUUAAUGAUUAGUUCUAUCUCUUUCUUACACUUAUUGUAAGUGAAAGACGGGACUAGUUUAACAGCUGUCAAACUUUAGUUUCUGUUGUCCGAAUAUGCACCAAUUUGUCCAUUCAGAAUCGCAUACCAAGCAACCUGUGACGUUUCCUCCGCGUAUGUUAUUGAGUAUACUUGUUCAAUACUUACUGUUGCUUUCCAAAUAAUGUUAGCGUCACAUUGGCAAUAAUGGUUGUCUCUGCUCUAUGACGAGCGGUUGCCAUACAACUUUAAAGUUGAAGUUGGAACGUUAGCGUCACAAAAACUUAUUAGCUUCCAUCAGAAACGUUUUGAGACGCAGCAUUUCUCUUAAGUUAUCGCAAAUUGUUUGUAACCAUUAUAUCUGUUUCAUAUUAAAAUGGUUAAUAAAAACUCUGAAUAACUGUUGUGUUGUUGAAUACUCGGCUGGUGCUAGGCUGAUCUGUUCUAGCCAGCGCUUACCUCUUUAUUUUUAGCAUUUUUUUUAAAUUCACAAACAUGAAUAUGAAUAACGGAAACUGCACACGUGCUCGUAACUGCACGCUACACAUUCAGGCAAAUCGGAACCUAUUAAAUUGUAAAGAAUGUUCUAGAAAAUUGCUUUUUAUUUUGUUCUUUUGCGUUGAGGAAUUUAGUCCCGAUUUUAUAAAGGGUGCGUGUGCAGUUCGCGUGGUCAUCAUUUAGCUUAAACAAAAACUGGCGUCCAUUUGGGCAAGCUUGCUUUGUCCAGACUAUGGAAACCUUCGGAUUGGCUCCAGACCCGAAGUAUGUAUACUAUGGCUGAAAUAUUAUUAGAUAGUGCUUAUUAAUAAAUAAAUAAUAUAAAGAAACGUAAAUCGGUACUCUGUAUCAGAGACCGGAGUCACUGCGCCGAUUAUUGAGUCUAGUGUAUCCCUCAAUUCAGUUCCACAAUUUCAAAGGGAAACUAAGUUUGGUUGUUGCGAAACUAAAUUGAGGCGAGUCUUCGUUUAUUUAGACCUUAAUUGUACUGAACGAAAUCUCUCUUUAAUAUUAUUAUGAUUUUUUAAAAUAUAAUUGUAAUAUUAUCGAUAUUGUAACUCUGAUUUUGCCUUGAAAUGAACUCUUGUAUAGACGUGUGGCGUUAAAUGGACAAGUACCGGAGCGGCGCAUGCGCAACGGUAGUCUAGUUGAAAUGCUUUAUUGUAAUAAACAUAUUUUAACAUCGCACAUUAUAAUAAAUUAAUCGAAAUUG